Molecule: messenger RNA, 2394 nt
Organism: Trichechus manatus latirostris (Florida manatee)
Lineage: Eukaryota; Metazoa; Chordata; Mammalia; Sirenia; Trichechidae
Product: protocadherin beta-2
Exons: 2
Coding region: 1-2394 (797 amino acids)
Biological process (GO): homophilic cell-cell adhesion
Cellular component (GO): plasma membrane
Molecular function (GO): calcium ion binding
Source: RefSeq, a predicted model, not a curated record
AUGGAGGCCGGAAAGGAAAAGGAGCGCGUUCUGAAACAAAGGCAAGUCCUGCUAUUCUUUGUUUUGCUGGGCAUAGCUCAGGCUGGUUUCCAGCCUAGGCACUAUUCGGUAGCCGAGGAAAUGGAGAGAGGCUCCUUUGUGGCUAAUUUGUUAAAAGACCUGGGGCUGAAGAUAGGUGAGCUAGCUGCGCGGGGCCCCCGGGUCGUUUCCAAAGGGAAAAAAUUGAAUUUGCAGGUCGAUAGGCAGACCGGAGAUUUGUUGUUAAAUGAGAAAUUGGACCGCGAGGAGCUGUGCGGCCCUACGGAGCCCUGUGUACUGCCCUUCCAGGUGUUACUGGAAAAUCCUUUGCAGAUUUUCCAGGCCGAACUACGGGUUAGGGACAUAAAUGAUCAUUCUCCGGUUUUUCUGGACAAGGAAAUGAUUUUGAAAAUUUCAGAAAGUAUCACUCCCAGAACUACUUUCCUAAUAGAAUGUGCCCAGGACUUAGACGUAGGAAACAACAGUCUACAAAAUUACACAAUAAGCCCCAAUAUCCACUUCCAUCUUAAAUUACAAGAUAGUUCUAAUGGCAUAUUACCACAGCUGGUGCUGGACAAAGCUCUGGAUCGCGAAGAACAGCCUGAGAUCAGGUUAACACUCACAGCGGUAGAUGGUGGGACUCCACCCAGGUCUGGCUCCGCCCUGAUCCUCGUUGAAGUCGUGGACAUCAACGACAAUGCCCCUGAGUUUGCAAAGCUACUCUAUGAAGUACAAAUCUCAGAGAACAGCCCCAUUGGGUCGCAGGUUGCUACUGUCUCUGCUAGGGAUUUAGACAUUGGAACUUACGGAGAAAUAUCUUACACAUUUUUCCAAGCCUCUGAAGACAUUCGCAACACUUUUCGAAUAAAUACACAAUCUGGAGAACUUCUUUUAACACAGAAACUGGAUUUCGAAUCCGUUCAGACUUACACAGUAAAUGUUCAGGCAACAGAUGGUGGGGGGCUUUCUGGAAGUUGUGUGGUGUUUGUCCAAGUGAUGGAUUUGAAUGACAACCCUCCGGAACUAACCAUAUCUACACUUACCAACCAUAUCCCAGAAAAUCUGCAGGAGACCAUAGUUGCUGUAUUCAGUGUUUCAGAUCCUGACUCGGGAGACAACGGAAGAAUGGUUUGCUUCAUCCAAGAAGAUCUUCCUUUCUUUCUGAAACCCUCUGUUGAGAAUUUUUACACUCUUGUGAUAAACACAGCGCUGGACCGAGAGACCAGAUCCGAGUAUAACGUCACCAUCACCGUCACAGACUUGGGAUCCCCCAGGUUGAAAACCGACCACAACAUAACUAUUUGGGUCUCAGAUGUCAAUGACAAUGCUCCAACUUUCACUCAAAACUUUCACACCCUGUUCAUCCGUGAAAACAACAGCCCUGCCCUGCACAUGGGCAGCGUCAGCGCCACAGACAGAGACUCAGGCACCAACGCCCAAAUCACCUACUCGCUUUUGCCGCCCCAGGACCCGCACCUCCCCCUCGACUCCUUGGUCUCUAUCAACGCGGACAACGGGCACCUGUUCGCUCUCAGGUCGCUGGAUUACGAGGCCCUGCGAGCCUUCGAGUUCCGCGUGGGCGCCACAGACGCAGGCUCCCCGGCGCUGAGCAGCGAGGCGCUGGUGCGCGUGGUGGUCGUGGACGAAAACGACAACUCGCCCUUCGUGCUGUACCCGCUGCAGAACGGCUCUGCGCCCUGCACAGAACUGGUGCCCAGGGCAGCCGAGGCGGGCUACCUGGUGACCAAGGUGGUGGCGGUGGACGGCGACUCGGGCCAGAACGCCUGGCUGUCCUACCAGCUGCUCAAGGCCACGGAGCCCGGGCUGUUCAGCGUGUGGGCGCACAAUGGCGAGGUGCACACCGCCAGGUUGCUGAGCGAGCGCGACGCUGCCAAGCACAGACUCAUAGUGCUGGUCAAGGACAAUGGCGAGCCUCCGCUAUCAGCCACCGUCACGCUUCACGUGCUCCUUGUGGACGGCUUCUCGCAGCUCUACCUGCCGCUCCCAGAGAUGGCCCCGGACGAGGCCCAGGCCGACUUGCUCACGGUCUACUUGGUCAUUGCGUUGGCAUCGGUCUCAUCGCUCUUCCUGUUCUCCUUGGUCCUGUUCGUCGCGGUGCGACUGUGCGGGAGGAACAGGGCCGCCUUGGUAGGUCGCUGCCCGCUGCCCGAGGGCCACUUUCCCGGUCACUUGGUGGACGUGAGCGGCACUGGGACCCUGUCUCAGAGCUACCAGUAUGAGGUUUGUCUGACCGGAGGUUCAGGGACCAGUGAGUUCAAGUUUCUGAAGCCGAUUAUCCCCAACUUCCUUUCUCAGGGUGCUGACAGGGUUAGUGAGACAAAUACUAGCUUCAGGAAUAGCUUUGAAUUCAGUUAA